Spodoptera exigua (beet armyworm) is the source of this 2402-nucleotide messenger RNA. The record is from the annotation of a GenBank genome assembly. Lineage: Eukaryota; Metazoa; Arthropoda; Insecta; Lepidoptera; Noctuidae.
CGCGAACACUCGCACGCAGUCACGACCCAACCACUCACUCGUGCACCCCGCGGACACGCGACAUACAUUACCCCGCGAAACACUUGACUCGCAACUCGCCUCAAGGAAGGAAGCAAUCAUCACCAGAUAAACAUCUCAGCAACAAUGGCAGAAAACGACUGGGGAUACAGCGGCGAGAACGGUCCUUCAACAUGGACGGAGAAAUUCCCAGAAGCUCGUGGCGCUCGCCAGAGCCCCGUAGAUAUAGAUACGUCGAGGAUAAGCAGUGGAGGAAGUGCACCACCCCUCAAGUUGAAGUACUCCGUCAACCAUCCCCGAUCUGUGGUCAACCCCGGCUAUUGCUGGAGGGUAGACGAGAAUGGAUAUGAAUCAGAAUUACGAGGUGGUCCUCUUGGCCAUGACGUGUAUAAGCUGCAGCAGUGGCAUUGUCACUGGGGCGCAGUCAAUGGUGAGGGUUCAGAGCACACUGUGGACGGCCGCUCCUUCUCCGGUGAAUUGCACCUGGUCCACUGGAACACCACAAAAUACAACAGUUUCCAAGAAGCUGCCGGACAGCCUGAUGGGCUUGCAGUACUAGGCGUACUAUUAAUGGUCGGUUCGAAGCAUGACGAAUUGGACAAAGUGAUUCGGUUGCUGCCGUUUAUUACGCAUAAGAACGACAAGGUGACACUGUCUGACCCCCUGGACCCCGUGAAGCUGCUCCCGCCGCAGUACGCGUACUGGACAUACCCUGGAUCCCUCACCACCCCACCUUGCACAGAAUCCGUCACUUGGAUCUUGUUCAAGCAGCCAGUUGAAGUGUCCGCUGAUCAAUUGGCAUCGAUGCGGAAACUGAAGUGCGGGGAGGCGUCGUGCGGCACGGAGGCCAUGGAGGUCCUGCACAACUACAGGCCCACGCUGCCGCUCGGCAACCGCGAGCUGCGCGACUACGGUUCGGGCAACUAACAGCGCCACCACCACACCACGCGGAAUCACGAUUCAAUCAGACUCAGCGCUGCGAGAGCGCAGCUGCUCCUGAAACUAGUGCCUCUAUUCGCAUUCCGGCGAGCUAAUCUAACGGAAGACACGUGGGCUACGUAACUCUUAUGAAUGGUGCCUACGCAAUUUAGUAAGUUCCGUAGGUAUAACACGAAUCUCGUCAUAGCUAUGUAUGUAGAACCUAGUUAUAGCUGUAAGAGAAAAAUAAUCUCGGUGCCUGAAGGCGCCUCUUGUGUUCUCACACCUUAAAACCAAGGAAAAAAAUAUGUUACUUUAGAGAUUCGAUGCGUAGUUCUUCCUAUUUGGAUUUCAAACAAUAAAACACAUUCGCAUUUAUCACGUUAAUCAAGGUAACCAUAUCUAGUACAUAUUAGGUAUAUGACUAUGGGAGUUGAGAUGUGUGUGCAUAAGUUUAUAUGACUGCAGCUUACCUGUGCAAUGUGCAUGUACACUGUAGCCACGAUUACUUAGUUAUCAAGUGCCUCUACAAGUUAAUAAUCGAAUGUUAUUUAUAUUGAAAUUUAUAUUAAAUGAAAUAUAUAAAUAGCAUUUAUAAUUACAAUUUAAGAUCACAUACUUACAUAAUAAGAUAAGCAAAUUGAAAAUGUAUUUAAUGAUAUUUUUAAGACAUUGUGAAUCAAAUUCAUAAUAUUAUACUUAGGUACCAACGGAGGUACUAACGUAAUUAAAAUUUAUAGCAAUUAACGUAUGUGUAUAUUAAUUUUAAAAUUAAUUUUCUUUACCUUUAUUACAUUGAUACUGAAAAUACUGAGAAAUGAAAUGGAUCAAAUGAAACAUUUUAACGCCCAUACUGGGGUGUGAGUGAGAUGGCAUUAUAUUAGAUGUUUUGUCGCGGUUUCCUUCCAUUUUCUUUUUCAGUUUGCUAGUUCCAAAUCUGGACACGUGGCACUGUCCAAUCUUAAAACAUUUCCCAGCUAUAGACGGGUGUAAGUAAACGUCGAUAAUAUUUAAUCUUCUGAACUAAGUUAAGAUUGACAUGAAAACCUUCCAUUGAUAUGUCUCGAAUAAUUAAAAUGAUCGUAGAUAUUUGUAUUAGAUCUACCUACUCUUUUAUUUUAGUCACCCCAAAGACAUACAAGAUCUGUAGUUACAUUUGAUCCAAACAAAUAAUAAUUUCAAUUUAUGCUAGGUCACUGAUCUCUUUCUUUUAACUGAGUUAAAAGUAGUGGCAGGCUUGUCACUAGGUAGGUCGACUGUGGUCAAACAGUGUCUUGACUGAACAACUUACAUAAUACGUAAAUAAGUUAAGUAUUGUAUGUACCUUAAAACAAGAGUGCCUCAAAUGUAUAAACGUCAUAGUUAUGUUAACUGGGACGUCAUACGAUAAAUUUUAAUGUAUUUAUGUUAUUAAUAAAUAAGGUGUCGAUGAAGCUUAAAAGCAAUGUACACAAUAAACAUAAUAU